UGGGAAAAUAGACCUGCCGGUAAACGUAGGUUUAGCGCCGAAUUAGCGUGCAUGCAGCACAAAAACAAGAUGGCCGCCUACUUCGCCCCUCUCCAGUGCGCAGUCGGCACCGCAGCAGGCAACGAGAAGCUCUUCAAAGCCGCCGAGACCUUCAUCGAGAGCCGGAGGGAGGGCGAGAAGCGACUGCUCAUGGGGCUGGAUUGCACCAACGCCUUCAACGAGGUGGACCUCGCCCGCCAGUUCCCUGAGCUCUUCCACUUUCUCUGGCAGUUCUAUGGAGAGCCAGCGGAGCUGUGGUAUCGACUCGCAGACGGCAGAGUGAAGACCAUCCUGAGCCAGCAAGGCACUCAGCAAGGAGACCCUGCCAGCCCCUUCCUCUUCUGCCUGGCCCUCCAGCCAGUACUCAAGGCCAUCCAAGCCAGCUUUCCACGCGCCCUCAUACAAGCCUUCAUGGACGACAUCAUACCGGGGGCCGACGAGAGCAAGGCAGACGGGGUGGUGGACAAGGCGGAGCAAGAGCUGCAGACCAUCAGCCUCAGGCUGGCCAGGAAGAAGAGCAAGGCGUACGGCCCCCACUAGACGGACAGCGAGCCACCACCAGAGGACCUGCUGCCUGGCUUUGAGAGGGAGGGGCUCUCGAGUGAGGGCAUUGACAUCCUGGGUGGGGCAACGGGGACGGACGGCUACGUCAGUACCAAGCUGCAGAGCGUCCUCGACUCCCACCGUCCCCUCAUCGAACGACUCAAGGCGUUCGCACACGAGCAGCGGCAAGACUCAUCGCUCCUUUUCCGCUCUUGCGCAGUCCCACGGCUGUACUACUGGCCUCGUCUCCUUCCCCAGCGCCCUUCAACCACCGAGGUCACGGCGCUACUGAGGGAUGAGGAGGUCAUGAGCGCAGCCAUCGCCAUCACGGGCUGGGAGAGGAGGACACCACCGAGCCGCAGCGACGACAGAUGGCGCUACCAGUGAGAGAGGGGGGAUUGGGCAUUACGACGGCGAGCGCCAUCCUGCCUGCGGCAUAUCUCGGCUGCACCGCUGUGACGCUACCCUACGUGUGGAAACACUACCAGCUGGCGCCAUGGAUGCCACAG
Molecule: messenger RNA, 1091 nt
Organism: Vitrella brassicaformis
Lineage: Eukaryota; Vitrellaceae
Source: the annotation of a GenBank genome assembly